Tripterygium wilfordii is the source of this 702-nucleotide messenger RNA. RefSeq names its product putative mediator of RNA polymerase II transcription subunit 17. Gene Ontology annotation, molecular function: protein dimerization activity. The transcript has 4 exons. The coding region runs from base 1 to 702 and encodes 233 amino acids. NCBI's taxonomy places the organism in Eukaryota, Viridiplantae, Streptophyta, Magnoliopsida, Celastrales, Celastraceae. The record is from RefSeq and is a predicted model, not a curated record.
AUGCAUGGGCUAACGAAGGUCAUUGAGCACAAAUGCGUGGAUCCUCAAAAUGAGAUGGUGAAUGAGAAUAGUGUAUUUAGGAAUCAGCAAAUGGGGUUCAGUUCUAGACUUGCCUUUGACACAAGCAAAACUACUCGAUCAGAUGAAUGGUGGAGAACAUUUGGAUACGAUGUUCCAAAUCUUCAAAAGUUGGUUGUACAUCUUCUUAGCCAAAUUGCCUCAUCUUCUGGUUGUGAGAGGAAUUGGAGUGUGUUUGAGAGGGUACAUACAAAGAAGAGGAAUAGGGUUUACAACAAGAAUAAACUAUUUGAUCCCUUGGAUUAUGAAAACAUUAACAAAAUAGAUUGUUGGGUCAUACCUGAAGAAGAUUUACCCAAUUUUAACAUGGAAGAUUUGGAGGAAAUGGCAGCUCGACCGGAACCAACCUCGUCUCAAGCACUUGGGAGUACUGGUGGUGAUGGUAGCGGUAGUGGUGUUGGUUGUACUAGUGGUGAUGCUAGCGGUAGUGGUGUUGGUGGUGGUGUUGGUAGUACUGGUGGUGAUGCUAGCGGUAGUGGUAGUGGUGUUGGUGUUGGUGGCAUAGAAGCCAGUACCAGUGGAGUUGGAGCUAAUACUUCGGAGGACCAAUCAUUCAUUGGUGAGGACCUAGAGACGGUAGUUAGACGCGAUAUGAUUGUGGCGGAAGUGUUUACGUCGUACUAG